Hirsutella rhossiliensis is the source of this 1131-nucleotide messenger RNA. Its product is annotated as high-affinity nickel-transport protein. The record is from RefSeq and is a predicted model, not a curated record. The coding region runs from base 1 to 1131 and encodes 376 amino acids. NCBI's taxonomy places the organism in Eukaryota, Fungi, Ascomycota, Sordariomycetes, Hypocreales, Ophiocordycipitaceae. Gene Ontology annotation, biological process: nickel cation transmembrane transport. The transcript has 3 exons. Gene Ontology annotation, cellular component: plasma membrane. Gene Ontology annotation, molecular function: nickel cation transmembrane transporter activity.
AUGGGCCGCAUCAAGCUCCCCGCAAAGCCCCGGUGUCUGCGCGGCAUCCCCACCAACAGCAUCGCCAUCAUCGCCGUGCUCAUCCUCGUCAACCUCCUCGUCUGGGCCGUCAUCGCCGCCGCCGUCCUCAGCCAGCACCCGGCCCUCGUCUCCGCCGCCGUGCUGUCCUACACGCUCGGCCUCCGACACGGCCUCGAUGCCGACCAUAUUUCCGCCAUUGACCUGAUGACCCGCCGCCUCAUCGCCGCCGACCAGCGCCCGGCCACUGUCGGCACCUUUUUCAGCCUCGGGCACAGCACCGUCGUCAUCGUCACUUGCAUCGUCGUGGCCGCCACUACGGGGGCUCUCAAGGACCGGUUCCAGGACUUUGCCCGCGUGGGCAACAUCAUCGGCACCGCCGUCAGUGCUGCCUUUCUCAUCGUCCUGUGCCUCGCCAAUGGACGUGGCGGCCCGGAAGCCGACGCUGACGCCUCGGCCGAUGCCGCCAUGGCGCAGUUCCAGCUCCCGGCCACGGGAUUCCUCGGCCGCCUCGCCGCCCUCCUCUUCAGAACCAUUGAUCGGCCCUGGAAAAUGUGGCCGCUCGGCCUGGUCUUCGGCCUGGGCUUCGACACCUCGUCCGAAGUCGCCAUCCUCGCCCUCGCAAGCGUCCAGGCCACCAAGGGAACGAGUAUCUGGCUUAUCCUCGUCUUUCCCAUUCUCUUCACCGCGGGAAUGUGCCUGGUAGACACGACCGACGGCGCAUCCAUGAUGGCCCUCUACACGUCAAAGUCCUUUUCCCGCGACCCCGUUGCCGCCCUCUACUACUCCAUUGUCUUGACAGCCAUCACCAUUGCCGUCUCUGCCUUCAUCGGCAUCGUCCAAGUCUUGUCCCUGGUGCAAAACAUUGCCAGUCCCCGCGGCGCUUUCUGGCACGGAUUUUCGGCCUUGACUGACCACUUUGAGAUUGUCGGUGGCAGCAUUUGUGGCCUUUUCGUCCUCGUCGGGCUUGGUUCCGUCCUUGUCUAUCGGCCCUGGAGAAGGCGAAUCGAGAAGAGGCAUCGUCAGGGGCUCACCACGGCAGAAGAAAGCGGACUUGACAGUAACGGACACGAGUCAUGCCCUCAGGAGCCACCACUGAGGACUGAAAACUGA